This is a messenger RNA of Emericellopsis atlantica, 997 nucleotides long. Its product is annotated as NADH-ubiquinone oxidoreductase 24 kDa subunit precursor. Gene Ontology annotation, molecular function: NADH dehydrogenase activity. NCBI's taxonomy places the organism in Eukaryota, Fungi, Ascomycota, Sordariomycetes, Hypocreales, Bionectriaceae. Bases 91 to 879 code for a protein of 262 amino acids. The record is from RefSeq and is a predicted model, not a curated record. The transcript has 3 exons.
GACUGCACGAGCUUCACGACCAUUGAAUCCAACCUCCACCACGACCCUGCGUGCGCCCCGCCCCAAUCGCGACGACAAUCCCUCACCACAAUGGCGUCCAAGAUGACACCCUACCUAUUCCGCUCCGCCAUGCGGUCGGCGUCGCGCGCUGGCUUCGCCCAGACACGGGCCUUCUCAGUCACGGCUCGCCGACCGAGCGACACCCUCAUGGUGCACCGUAACACGCCCGAGAACAACCCCGACAUCCCCUUCAAGUUCACCCCCCAAAACGAGAAGAUCAUCACCGAGAUCCUCAAGCGCUACCCCCCUCAGUACAAAAAGGCCGCCGUCAUGCCCAUCCUCGACCUCGGCCAGCGCCAGCACGGCUUCACCUCGAUCAGCGUCAUGAACGAGGUCGCCAGGUUACUCGAGAUGCCUCCCAUGCGCGUCUACGAGGUGGCCUCCUUCUACACCAUGUACAACCGCGACCCCGUGGGCAAGUUCCACGUCCAGGUCUGCACGACGACCCCCUGCCAACUGGGCGGCUGCGGCUCCGACAUCAUCGUCAAGACCAUCAAGGAGCACCUCGGCAUCAAGCAGGGCCAGACCACCCCCGACGGCCUCUUCACGCUCGUCGAGGUCGAGUGUCUCGGUGCCUGCGUCAACGCCCCCAUGGUCCAGAUCAACGAUGAGUACUACGAGGACCUGACCCCCGAGACCACCGUCUCGCUCCUCAGCGCGCUGAAGGAGAGCGCGGCGGCCACGAGCCAGGCCGACGCGGACGCCAAGAUGCCCAAGCCCGGACCCCAGACGGGGCGGGACACCUGCGAGAACAGCAAGGGGCAGACCAAUCUGCUGGAUGAGCCGUGGGGCGUGGAGAAGACAAGGUCGGACUUGUAGAUGUUAUACUAUCACCUAUUUGCGAUUCGUGUUUUGUGUCUGUAGCGGAUAUCGCUCAAGGAUCUGGGCGGAACUGUACAUAAAGUAUGAAUGCUACUACGGUUAUAGACAUACAAUA